AUUUCUACCAUUAGGAAACCCACUCAGAGCCUCCGUGAACUCAGAAGACGCUCAGUUCUUAUUUCCCACGGAUUCCUGACUCUCCGGAAACGCUCACAGCGUAUACACAGGAGGAUAUUAUGCUGGAGAGACCACUGAUUCUUAAGAAAUGAGACAUGGAGAAAAAAACGGCAAAGCUGGAAGCCCUGGAAGAGGCCGUAGCACGAAAAUAGGAUCUGCAUUCGGCUACGGGGUCCUAAUCCCCUCUCUUCAGCACCGGAGGGGAUGGACAGCGUCUCCCAGCUGGGCCUCCGUCUUGGGGACUUAGGUGUGCUUCUCCUGCUGCCUCUACUGCUGUCCUUGUGGUCACUGUCAUGGACAAGAGCUCUUGGCAGCUAAAAGGCGGUGCCUCCGGUCCCCUUCCUUGAUGGUUGAAAACCUGCCUUCCUCAUCCUCCUGUCCCUCAUAGGAACCCGACUCCGCGUGGUUAAACUCUGGGCAGCAACUCCACAAAUAAUUUUCUGUAUGGGCUGGAAGGAACGCAGGCAGCAGAGUGGAGUUGAAGUUCUUAGAAGCACCAAGGAACUGUAAGCGCUGCAGUAGGAGUUGACAUACUCAAAGGCCCACAGUUCUUUAAACAAGAACUUCCCCGACUGGAUUGCAGCUGUUGUGGAGACAGCUUUGCGAGAGCUUGGAGAUACUAAACCCCAACAUUAGAGUAGCCGAAAAGACUCCAUUUCCUCUGCUCAGCAGUCUGCUCUCCAGGAUGUUGAGAUUGCCCAAGAAAUAACGCUGCAAAGAAGACUUACCACUCUACCUAAAUUCAAACCACAUCCUUUAUAGUGCCACAGCACAUGGAUUUCAGAACUACCUGUGAGGAGUCGAAGACAGGGGUUUGCUUGCUACAAGAUGGUAAUCAGGAACCUUUUAAAGUCCGGCUGCAUCUUGCCAGAGAUCUGCUGAUGCUACAGGAGCAAGACGUUCUGUGUGUGUCUGGUGAGCCUUUCUAUUCUGGUGAAAGAACGGUGACAAUUAGAAGGCAGACAGUAGGAGGAUUUGGAUUAAGCAUAAAGGGAGGUGCAGAACAUAACAUUCCAGUUGUCAUUUCUAAAAUCUCCAAGGAGCAAAGAGCGGAGCUUUCAGGACUGCUUUUCAUCGGAGAUGCAAUUCUGCAGAUAAAUGGAAUUAAUGUGAGGAAAUGCAGGCAUGAAGAAGUGGUCCAGGUGCUCCGGAACGCUGGAGAGGAAGUGACGCUGACGGUGUCAUUUUUAAAAAGGGCACCUGCAUUCCUCAAGCUCCCACUGAAUGAAGACUGCGCAUGUGCUCCAAGUGACCAAAGCAGCGGUACCUCUUCUCCUCUUUGUGACAGUGGCUUGCAUCUCAACUACCAUCCAAACAACACAGAUACACUUUCCUGCUCUUCGUGGCCCACAUCUCCAGGCUUGCGGUGGGAGAAGCGGUGGUGUGACCUCAGGCUCAUUCCCCUACUGCAUGCCCGCUUCUCCCAGUACCUGCCCGGGACUGACCUGAGUCGGCAGAAUGCUUUCCAAGUUGUUGCUGUGGAUGGAGUCUGCAGUGGAAUUAUUCAGUGCCUGUCUACUGAAGACUGCAUGGAUUGGCUCCAAGCAAUAGCAGCUAAUAUUUCAAACCUCACAAAGCAUAAUAUCAAAAAAAUCAACAGAAAUUUCCCUGUAAACCAGCAGAUCGUUUACAUGGGCUGGUGCGAAGCACGGGAGCAGGAAUCACUUCAGGACCGUGUGUACACACCUGUCUUUCUCGCCCUGAGGGGCUCCUGUCUUUACAGGUUCCCAUCACCUCCAGUGACCACAUGGGAUUGGACACGAGCAGAGAAAACUUUCUCCAUAUGUGAGAUCAUGUGCAAGGUUCUCAAGGACAGUGACCUGCUGGACCGGCGGAAACAUUGCUUUACUAUGCAGUCUGAGUGUGGGGAGGACUUCUACUUCUCGGUGGAGUUAGAGAGUGACCUUGCCCAGUGGGAGCGAGCCUUCCAAACAGCCACCUUCUUAGAAGUCGAACGGAUACAGUGCAAGACCUAUGCGUGUGUGCUGGAGAGUCACCUAAUGGGCCUCACGAUUGACUUCAGCACGGGUUUCAUCUGCUAUGACGCAGCCACAAAGGCCAUACUUUGGAGGUAUAAAUUCUCUCAGCUUAAAGGCUCAUCAGAUGACGGCAAAAGCAAAAUAAAAUUUUUGUUUCAGAAUUCAGACACUAAACAAAUUGAAGCAAAGGAGCUGGAAUUUUCGAAUUUAUUUGCUGUUCUUCACUGUAUUCACUCAUUUUUUGCUGCCAAAGUGGCUUGUUUGGACCCUCUGUUUUUAGGCAAUCAGGCUGCUGCUGCUGCUACUGCCACCUCUGCUUCUACAAGCAAAGCAAAGCACGUGGCUUGACAUCCUGAGUUCUGCCUAGCAGCCCCCACUGUCACUCCUCGUCUUUGUCCCGCAGAGACCAUGCUGUCACCAUGUCAACAGUGGAGUCGGACUGCAACUCCAGCAGGAAAAAUGUAGGGAGGUAUCUGCAGUGGACCUUACCCUGGCAGGUAUCCACAAAUAACCAGGAAUGGGCAGAGCAGCCUAUUCUCUCUCCUCGGAUCUUUAUCAGGACACAGCCGUCACCGUGUAUGGUGAUGAGUGAUGGUGUAAAGUAUGUAAAUAACACAAAAAUUGUAAGCUACCUAUAAAUAAAAAUACCAAUUAAAUGGCUAUUUCUCUAUUUUAGAUUAUUUUGUAUGACAGAUGCAUAGUGGGCCAGAUCACGAACCAAUGCCCUAUCAUUGUAUUAUGAGUGUAAAUAAGUUAAAAAGUAAAGCAAGGCAAGCAGCAUGCAAUAAUAAUAAAAAAAACAUUAAAACCUCAAGAAUAGAAGUACCUUAACCCACCCACAUGAGUUUCUUCCUAUAUUCCUACCUUAUGUUUCCACAUGAGCAAUCCAGUUGUGUUUACCAGAUUUUAAAUCUUCUGAAGAAUAAAUAAAGAUAAUUACAUUGGCCUGUGACACACACUAAGGAAUGAAACAUUCCUUCUUGGGUGAAUGCUACAAAAAUGUUUUAUAUUAAAAAUGGCAUUAGUCCUGAAUGGCUAAAACACUCAUGAUUUUCCUGUUCUUCAUGUAGACACAAUUAUACUUUUUUGCCUAAUGAUAUUUAUGCACAAACUAAACUUUAAUAAAUUGAUAUGACCCAAAAUUCUUACAGAGAAAAUUAUGUCAACAAAUUCUGUGUAAGAAAUAGGACUUUGUAACCCUUUUCUGUUUGGUCAUAAAUCGAAAAGUUCCUGAAAAGUAGCCACAGAGGUGAUAAUUUCAUUUGAGUAUAUUUAUGAGUAAAUUAAAUAUGAUUUGUAAACAAUUCUCAAAAUACAUGUCCUAGAAUGCCAUGGAGUAUGAUUAAGUAGUUAUAGUAGAUUAAGACUGCUGUAGCUAGCUUGUGUUAGCGUUAGGAAGGUGAAAAGACAGAAAUAGGCAAUAUGGAGAAUGUACUCACAGCUGACAAUGGGGUCUUGCUAGUUACACAAAGCAGGAAGCUUUCUCUGGCCCUCAUCUAAGGCUCUGUAGAUGUCUGCUUUUAAACAACUGGGUACUUAUUGAAAAGUAAGAAGGAAGCCCGUUUUUGCUUGUACACAUUUCAGUUGAUAAUUGUUUUAGCCCUUUUUAAAUGGCCAGUUUUCUAACAGGCAGCUCACUAUUGUUUCCCAUAGUAGAAGAAAAUCUCAUAUAGACUUAAGAGGAAAAUAAAAUAAUUUGUGAGGAGGAACACAAAUCCAUGAAAGUAAAGUCAACAAAUAGUAAGCCAUUUUCAUGAUCAUUAGAAAUAUUAAUUCAUCUUGAGUCAGGUUAAGUGAAAUCUCAUAAUGAGAACUGAAAAAUGUAAGAUGGGAACUAAAAUAUCUUUCCAAAAGAGCAAAAAAAAUUAAUAAUAAAGGUUUACAAACUCUAAAAGAAAUUCAAUGUAUCCCUACAAUAGUAAUAUUGAAAUUGUUGCUUACUAUAUCAACCAGACACAAAAACUAUGGCAAAUUUUGGAUACCACCAAUAUCAGAAUUCUGACUGUCUAACAUAAAGUAGAAGGAGUGAAUAUGGCCACAUUUGACUAUCUCUUCUGAAGCCUCUGCUACUGAGCACGGUGCAGCCACGUGGUGGGUGGCAUGGUGGGUGACCGGGUCGGUAGGGCUUGUGAAAUGCCACAUUCUUCUAAAACUAAAAAAGGAAAUAAUCUGGGGUUUUAAACAAUGCAGAAUUCUUCUGCAAUCAUGUAAGAUAAUUUCAUGGGGCUGGAGAGAUGACUGAGUUUUAAGGGUUAUUAUUGCUCCUGCAGACUUGCUUCGAGCACUCACUCAGUGAUUUGUAACUACAGCAGGGGUUCCGAUGCCCUUUUCUAUACUCAGCAGCACUGGGGAUGCAUGUGGUGCAGGUGAAACAACACAUAAAAUAAUGUAGAUUUCACAAGGCUGUCUUUAAACAUACAGAAACAAAGUAUGCUUUUAUUGUUGUUAUCUCAAAUAGUCUUGUGAAAACAGCAAAAGUAUGAGAUGAGAUCUUUGAGUAUAGAGCUAGUGUACUUACAGAUACGUAAGUACAUGUAUAGAGACAAGUAUAAAUUGUUGACCUUAAUUAUAUUGAAAUAAAAUUUUCCACAUACAUAGAUAGCAUAAUUUGAAUUCAGCUAUAAAGUGUUGCUUGAAACAAAACAUAUUAAAACAACCUUAGUAUUGUUACUAUUUAUAAUAUUGAUCAACAUAUCUUCCUGCUGAAAUGGCUGUUUAACACGAUUAGUGGCGCAAGCAGCAGUUAGGAAAAUACUGUUCUGAUUUUCAUCAGUUUAACAGGUAGUGUUUGAUGCUUUCUUUAUAGUGCUAUUAAACACUGUUAUUUGCUGUUGCUUCUUGGGCUACUUCAGUGAGAAAGUUUAGAAAUGAAUUGAAACACAGAUUUCAAUUUCUCCGUAACUUAGGUAGGUUCAAAUAUAGGAGAUUUUUCUUUCAAAAUUUGCAAGUUUGAGUAUUAAGCACAUAUGAGAAUGCUUCAUGAUUAUUUCACCCCCCUCCAGUGCCUUGGUGGAUGUGUAUGCACAUGCAUGUGUAUGGGGACAAAUUCAAGGGCUUAUUACAGUGUAUACAGUGUAAAUUUAAAGGGCAAUGUAGUUAUGGAGUUAGAGACAGGAGUUUAAAACCACUUGACAACUAUUGAGAAUGCCUUUUAUGUGAUUAAAAUAGCAAACGAUCAGGACUGAAAUAUAUCAAAGCAGGGGCAUUUGAAUCUGUUAUAGCGCAACUUCAAAAACACCUCAAUCGAUGAUUUAAAAAUAAUAAAUACUCCAAUGCUUCCCAUGCAAUCUUACUUUUAAGGAGCAGGAUGAGCUACUACAGUCUCACACGUUUCAGGCAUGAACGACCUUCUAUAAAGUCUUUGCUUAUAAAAGUCAUCCAACAAGAAGAAAGACAAUGAAUACCAAGUCAGUAUUGGCAAACAGAGAAAGUACUUCAUAUAGACAGUGCGGUUUUCUCCUGGAUACAUGAGCUGAUGAAGCCACAUAUCCUUUGCUUAGGUCACAAUGAUUGUUCAUAGUAUAUUCCAUGACGAAUGCUGGGCUUAAGUGAUGCUUGCUUUAUCGCUGAGGGACAGUGAUUCAUAGCAAUCACUUCACUUUACUGUUUCUAUCCCGAAGUGUGGAGAAGCUCUAGCAGUGCAAGGACAAGCUUAAACUCCUCUCUGUAAGGUAAGUGUCUGUGUCCACACUCAAUGGUAAAUAUUUUGUUCCUGUUGGUAUUGCUGUGCUCAGGAACUUAAGGACUCUCUUCAUCCACAUCUCUAGAAUUUCUGGUUGUAUUUUGUUCUGACCCUUUAAUACCCUAAACUCAUGUCACUUUACGUUAUACCUUGACUUUAAUGAUAAUAAAUAAUAGAAAUGUUAUAUAUUUUAUACAUAUUACAAUGUAGUGAAAUAGAAAGACAAAAUGUAAAUAUAUUUAUUUCCUAUUUAAAUGUUUGGUGGAUGUUUCUAAAAUGUAAAUUCAGAUCUGUUAUAACUUGCCACUCUGUCUUUGGGUUCAUUAAUGAUUUAUUACAAAAUAAAGGAAACAAAAAAAACCCUUUCUUAAUGAAGCAUACUAGAAAAUAAAGAU
Messenger RNA from Myodes glareolus (Bank vole), 6116 nucleotides. Lineage: Eukaryota; Metazoa; Chordata; Mammalia; Rodentia; Cricetidae. The record is from RefSeq and is a predicted model, not a curated record.